AGAGAACCAACCCAAACCAGAGCCAAAUUCUUAACAACAACACUAGAAUUGUGUGCGUGUGUGUGUAUUAAUCUCACAAAAUACAAAUAAACUAAUUUUAUUCUAAAAAAUGGCGAAGAAAAGACUAGUACCUGAAUGGCUAAAUAGUUCCAUGUGGUCAUCACCACCACCUCCUCCUCCGGCACCUGAAACCCCGAAAUCACGACCACAAUCGCCGCCGCACGACCGUUGUUCCUGUGAUUCAAGUUUUGUAAUCGAACCGCCAGUUCCGGUUUUGAUCAGACCGGAUUCUCCCAGUCCGUCUCUGAAGAUCGAAGUUAGAGAUCCGUUGACACGUGGCGCAAGUAGUGAUGAUGACGAAACUUGUUCUAUUUCUCGCCAAGCUAAUAUUUUACUAGAGCUUUCUAGGAAGGUCAUAAACAUGACGGAAUUGCGGAGACUUGCUUCACAGGGAAUACCGGAAAGUGCCGGCAUUCGCUCAACUGUAUGGAAGUUACUGUUAUAUUAUCUUCCAAGUGACAAGGAACUUUGGUCCUCAGAAUUGGCAAAAAAGAGGUCGCAAUACAAGCAGUUUAAAGAUGAACUUUUGAUGAAUCCAUCAGAAAUCACAAGGAAAUUGGGCGAUUCUACCUCUCCUCAAAAUGGUGGACAGACAAGUGACGGAAAGGGCUUGCUUUCAAGGUCACAAAUACCUCAUGGGGAGCAUCCUUUGAGCCUAGGGAAGACUAGCAUCUGGAAUCAAUUUUUUCAGGAUACUGAGAUCAUUGAUCAGAUAGACCGUGAUGUAAAACGUACUCACCCAGACAUACAGUUUUUUUCUGGUGACUCUGCUACUGCAAAAGCCAAUCAGGAAGCUUUGAAAUAUAUACUCAUUGUUUUUGCAAAGCUGAACCCAGGAAUAAGAUACGUGCAAGGAAUGAAUGAAAUAUUAGCUCCAUUGUUCUAUGUGUUUAAAAAUGACCCGGAUGAGGAUUAUGUGGUCAAUGCUGAAGCAGACACAUUCUUUUGUUUUGUCGAGUUACUAAGUGGGCUUCGAGAUAAUUUCGUUCAGCAACUUGAUAAUAGUGUUGUUGGCAUCCGCUCAACUAUCUCAAAGUUGUCACUGCUCUUGAAGGAACACGAUGAAGAGCUAUGGCGACAUCUUGAGAUUACCACAAAAGUUAACCCACAGUUCUAUGCAUUUAGAUGGCUUACUUUAUUAUUAACCCAAGAUUUCACUUUUUCCGACAGUCUUCGCAUAUGGGACAUGCUCUUAAGCGACCCCGAAGGUCCUCAGGAGACCGUGCUUCGUGUUUGUUGUGCAAUGUUGAUUCUUGUUAGAAGGCGUUUGCUUGCUGGUGAUUUCACAGCUAAUCUUAAGUUACUCCAAAGUUAUCCGUCAACAAAUAUCAGUCAUCUGCUCUAUGUAGCCAGUAAACUACGUUCUCAUUCAACUCUCUGAUUACAUAGGGCAUUAGUUUAAAAUCAUUUUCCACAGAUUUCCUUGUACUUAUGAACUUGCUUUUGUAUGAUGCUCAAGUGUAAAUACCAGUCAAUUGUAGCCUGCAACUCGCAUAAACAUUUUUUUCAUGAAUUUUAUUUUAGCACUUAGACAUA
Erigeron canadensis is the source of this 1596-nucleotide messenger RNA. Its product is annotated as TBC1 domain family member 13-like. Bases 110 to 1441 code for a protein of 443 amino acids. The transcript is spliced from 9 exons. The record is from RefSeq and is a predicted model, not a curated record. Lineage: Eukaryota; Viridiplantae; Streptophyta; Magnoliopsida; Asterales; Asteraceae. Gene Ontology annotation, biological process: intracellular protein transport; activation of GTPase activity. Gene Ontology annotation, molecular function: GTPase activator activity.